Vigna unguiculata (cowpea) is the source of this 1011-nucleotide messenger RNA. Its product is annotated as V-type proton ATPase 16 kDa proteolipid subunit. Gene Ontology annotation, molecular function: proton-transporting ATPase activity, rotational mechanism. NCBI's taxonomy places the organism in Eukaryota, Viridiplantae, Streptophyta, Magnoliopsida, Fabales, Fabaceae. Gene Ontology annotation, cellular component: proton-transporting V-type ATPase, V0 domain. Gene Ontology annotation, biological process: proton transmembrane transport. The record is from RefSeq and is a predicted model, not a curated record.
CCCCUCCACACUGUACGGUAACAGAGAUCGGAACGUGGAACUUCUCUGUGGGGAAAUCGGAAUAUCUCACUUCUCAGAUCAGAUCUAUUCGACGUCGUUGCAGUGAUUAUGGCUUCCUUCAGCGGCGAUGAGACAGCACCGUUUUUCGGCUUCCUUGGGGCCGCAGCUGCUCUCGUCUUCUCCUGUAUGGGAGCUGCCUAUGGCACAGCAAAGAGUGGUGUGGGCGUGGCUUCGAUGGGUGUGAUGAGACCGGAGCUGGUGAUGAAGUCUAUUGUUCCUGUUGUUAUGGCUGGAGUUUUGGGUAUUUAUGGUCUUAUUAUUGCUGUUAUCAUCAGUACUGGCAUUAAUCCCAAGGCCAAAUCUUAUUACCUCUUUGAUGGUUAUGCACAUCUCUCCUCUGGUCUUGCCUGUGGGCUGGCUGGGCUCUCUGCUGGCAUGGCUAUUGGUAUUGUUGGUGAUGCUGGUGUUAGAGCCAAUGCACAGCAGCCAAAGCUUUUCGUUGGAAUGAUUCUCAUCCUCAUUUUUGCUGAAGCUCUUGCCCUGUAUGGUCUCAUUGUUGGUAUCAUCUUGUCUUCUCGUGCUGGUCAGUCUAGAGCUGAUUAAGAAAGAUGUGCUGCAAAAUAUUCUUUGAUCUCCCUUCUCUGCUUUAACCUUCUUAUUAUGAGGGCGAGGGGGUAAAUUGUUAAUUGUGGAGGUUAGUGAUGUUGGAACGGCACUUUCAGGAUUUACCACAUACUUAUGUGAAAGCAGUAGCUGCACCAGUCAUUUUUGUGUUUGUAUAAGUGUAGUCUUCUUUGCUUAAUAAAGCUUCUUAAGCUUCUUUUUUCCCUGUGCCAUAUAAUCUUAGUAUUAAAUUUUUUGUGCUACUGCCAUUGUAAUUUAUUUGUAUUAAUGAGUCUUUUAAUAUCGGAUGCUAGUGUGUCUAAACGUUGCCUUGUGUUUUGAUCAAUUAGUUGUAUAAUCUGAAUCCACAUGGAUGUUCUCAAUAAACGACCAUUUUGAGCACUCUAA